CCCUCACAUUCCUACAGUUGUUCUUAACGUUUACCGCAAUAUACUCUUAUCCGCAUUAUAAUGGCAACUGUCAGUUAUUACUUUAUUGUUUUAUCUGUCUGUGUUGUCUGUACGUUUGCAAAUCAUGGAUUUAAACCAGAUGACUUAGUUCUCUUUGGAACAGAUCUUUACGGCAAGGGUAUUCUGUCGUUGGUACCUCAAGAUGGUAAAAUUGUUACACCUGCGGGACCCCUUGAUCCAGAUCAUAUUAGUCCAGAUUCGAUGUUCAUUAUAGCUAACCACCCCGAUUAUCCUGCUUACCACGAUGCUCUCAAAAAGAUUGAAAAGACCUUGUUGCCUGGUGAUGAUAUACACAAAUUAAGUUUUUCUUUUGAAGCUAAAGAACUGGACUUUGGACCUAUAAGCGUUGAAGUAUUGCCACAUAGAGAUGGAUUAAAAAACGAUGAAUUAGCUCUAUUUGCAACAGAUGAACAUGUUGGAUUCAAACAUGAUUAUUUAGUUCUAUUUGGAACAGAUCUUUACGGUGAGGGUCUACUGUCGUUGGUACCUCAAGAUGGUAAAAUUGUUACACCUGCGGGACCCCUUGAUCCAGAUCAUAUUAGUCCAGAUUCAAUGUUCAUUAUAGCUAACCACCCCGAUUAUCCUGCUUACCACGAUGCUCUCAAAAAGAUUGAAAAGACCUUGUUGCCUGGUGAUGAUAUAUACAAAUUAAGUUUUUCUUUUGAAGCUAAAGAACUGGACUUUGGACCUAUAAGCGUUGAAGUAUUGCCACAUAGAGAUGGAUUAAAAAACGAUGAAUUAGCCAAAGAACUAGACUUGGGAUCCAUAACCGUUGAUGAAAGACAAUCUGGACCUAUGAGCGUUGAUGAAGGACAAUCUGAACCUGUGAGCGUUGAUAAAGUACAAUCUGAAGUUUAAUCUUAUUGAUUGCGGCAUUAAUAUGAUAUGUUACUGGUAUAUUUAAAAUUAUAUUAUUGUACUAAAAAAAAAAAAAAAUACACAUUUUAAAUGAUACUUCUUGGCAUGAAAAAGAAAACCAUAUUCUAAGAAGUGUAAAU
Molecule: messenger RNA, 1058 nt
Organism: Adelges cooleyi (spruce gall adelgid)
Lineage: Eukaryota; Metazoa; Arthropoda; Insecta; Hemiptera; Adelgidae
Exons: 13
Coding region: 61-918 (285 amino acids)
Source: RefSeq, a predicted model, not a curated record